UUUUUAAUCCAAACUCUCACUGACACACCUCAUUCUGUGUCUCUUCAUCUCUCUCACAUAUCGAUUCUUCCUUCGCUGCCAUGGCGCCUGAGAAGGUGACAGAAAUGGUGCUGAAUGUCGAUCUCAAAUGCUCCGGCUGCUACAAGAAAGUGAAGAAGGUUAUCUGUAAAAUCCCCCAAAUAAGGGACCAGGUCUUUGAUGUGGACAAGAACAAGGUCAAAUUAAUCGUGGUGUGUUGUAGCCCUGAAGCUAUUCGAGACAAGCUUUGUUACAAGGGUGGAGGUGCGAUUCAGAGCAUAGAAAUCGUCGAGAAGUCGGAAAAGCCUAAAGAACCGGAAAAAGCUAAACCCGCCGCCGUCGCCGAUAAACCAAAAGAGGCUGAGAAGGCGAAGCCACCGGCUGACAAACCAAAAGAUGCCAAACCAGCUGCCGACAAGCCUGCCGGAAAACCCAAGGAAGCCGAGAAACCCAAAGCUGCUGACAAGCCAAAGGAUCAACCGGAGAAACCCAAAGCCGCUGACAAGCCAAAGGAUGCAGGAAAGCCACCGGAGGCCAAACCUAAGGACGCAGGGAAGCCACCGGAGGCGAAACCGAAGGAUGCUGGGAAGCCAACGGAGGCUAAACCUAAGGAUGCAGGGAAACCACCGGAGGGGAAACCUAAGGAGGCGGAGAAGCCAAAACAAGAAGCUCCGAAGAAAGUAGAUUUUGCUCCGAACCCGGAGGUGGCGAAGAUGGUGUAUGAACCGGUGCACGGCUAUCCACAUAUGUACCCACAAUCAGCUUACCCACCUAUGGUGGGAUACGGGCAGUAUUACGAUCAAGGUUACGGUGGUGCUCCGUUUCAGCAUGGCUACGGGAUGCCAAUAGCACCACCACCGCCGCCGCCUAGUUAUGGUGGGUUUGGAUACGACCAUGGAGGGUAUAAUAAUGGGUAUAAUGGGAACAGGAGUCAUUAUUCGAGUAAUGAUUAUGGAGGCGAAGAGGAAGGUGAAGGUUGCUCAAUAAUGUGAAAAUGGUGGCGGGUGAGGUGGUGGAUGGUGGGUGGUGGGUGGUGGUCAAUUUCAAGGUGAAAUAAAUAAUCCCGAUAAAGAUAAUCAUGACACGAUGAAUAAGUAAGUUUUAGAUAAUCUUCCAUGUGAGAAAUCUUAAAAAGAUGGCAUGUAAUGAAUCUUUCUGUACAUCGUAAAGACGUUAUUUUUUUUUUUUUCAUUUUUCUUUCUUUUUGUAUUGAUAAAGACAUGAUAGAAAUGAAAUAAGUUUUAUUUGUAAAAACAUGGCUUUAUUAGCGAAGAAGAAUCGAGAAAGAGAUUGGUGAAUUGCAUUAGACUCCAAAAAGUCACCAACUUGUAUGAUUAACGAGGAAAAAAGGACCAAUGAUAUGAAUCCAUCACCAACUUGUAUGAUUAACAAGAGAAACAGGACCAAUGACAUGGAUCCAUGAUCAAGUGGGACAGCAUCCAGUUGGAAUGACCCUACAUUACAAAACUGGUUUUCAACAAUUGGGGUAUUGCCUUUUGUUAGGAACGGCUUAUAAACACUGCAUUACUCCUCAACUAAUACCUUUUGUCCACCGCAAUAUUUGAACCAUCAACAUUUGGCUGAGAAGCACCUAUCAUCAACUCCUAACACCAAUAGACCAAAGACCC
Molecule: messenger RNA, 1646 nt
Organism: Lactuca virosa
Lineage: Eukaryota; Viridiplantae; Streptophyta; Magnoliopsida; Asterales; Asteraceae
Source: the annotation of a GenBank genome assembly